AACUGUUAGACAUAGAAACACCAGAUUUUUGUCAGUUAAUUUAGUUUUUAAACUAAUUCUGAAAAACAAUAUCAUUCCACCAUGAGGCCACUAGAGGGCGCUUUUGGUCAUUGACUGUAGGAAAGGUCAACCUAACAUUGAUAAAUGUAUUGAUUGACCAUCUCUAUAGACCCAUGCCUGGUGGUGUCACCUCCCUGUAUGAACGAGGCAGACCGAUACAGUCUGGAGGCUCUGAGGAACAUCCACAGAGAGAUGGAUGACGACCAGGAUGGAGGGAUAGAGGUGGAGGAGAGCGUAGAGUUCAUCAUGGAGGACAUGAAGCAGCAGCAGACCAACAAACACAGCCAUCUUCACAGAGAGGACCAACACAUCACCAUAGAGGAACUAUGGAGGGGCUGGAAGUUCUCAGAAGUCCAUAACUGGACUCAGGAUGAGGUGUUGAGGUGGCUCAGGGAGUUUGUAGAGCUGCCUCAAUAUGAGAACAACUUUAAAGACUUCAGAGUCAACGGCAACACCCUCCCCAGGAUAGCAGCCAAUGAGCCGUCGUUCCUGAGUGGCCAGCUGAAGAUCCUGGACCAGAGAGACAAACAGAAACUCAACAUCAAGGCUCUGGACGUGGUGCUGUUUGGUGCUCCUAUACGCCCACCCCAUAACUACAUGAAGGACCUGUUGCUGCUAGUGUCUGUGAUGAUGGGUGUAGGAGGCUGCUGGUUCUCCCAGGUCCAGAACAAAGCUUCUAAAGUCCACAUCUCCAAGAUGAUGAAGGACCUGGAGAGUCUGCAGAGUGCUGAGCUCAGCCUCAGAGAACUACAGGAACAGCUGGAGCAGGCCCAGGAGGAGAAGCGUAACGUGGCGGAGGAGAAACAGAACCUGGAGGAGAAGAUGAGGGAUGAGAUCAUGGGAGCCCAGGAGGAGGCGCACAGACUCCAUCGGCUCAGAGCUGGAGCCGUCAGUCAACUGAGCAGACUGAGAUACGCAGAGGAGGAGCUGGAGCAGGUUCGGGGAGCAUUAAAGAAGGCAGAGAAGGACAUGAUGGCUUACUGGUCUGUCCCGGAGGCCCUACAGCUCUGGCUACAGCUGACCCACGAGGUGGAGGUCCAGUACUACAACAUCAAGAAACACAGCGCUGAGCUGCAGCUGAACACGGCCAAGGAAGAGGCAGAGAAGAUCAAGAAGAAGAGGAGUUCCCUCAUGGGGACGUUCCACGUGGCUCACAGCUCCUCACUGGACGAUGUUGACACCAAGAUCCUGGAGGCCAAGAACGCCCUAUCAGAAGUCACGGCCUGCCUACGGGAGCGUCUCCACCGCUGGCAACAGAUAGAGCGCCUGUGUGGUUUCCCUCUCCUCAGGAACUCUGGCCUGGCCAGCCUGACAGCCACGCUGUAUUCAGACUCUAACUGGGUGGCGAUGCCCAGGGUGUCUGUACCCACCUUCCCUUCCUAUCAUGAAACAAUACAAGGCUCUCUGGAGGAUCUGAUGGAAGACUCCUCAGCACCCAUCUUAGUUCCACCAAUGAAGCGCUCCCCUCGCUCUCGUGGCUCUACCUCCACCGUGUGUCGUCAACGGCGUUCUGGACACGCCUCCUCUUCCUCCUCCUUCUCCGACCCUGAUAUCCUGAUCCCUAUCCACACCACGCUCCCUUGCUUCGAGGAAGAGGAGCAGAUCUUCAUCAACGCCCAGCGGAGAGGAGAUUCUCAGGUAAUUUAUUCUGACAGGACCCCUCCUGUCAGCAGAAGGUCAUCAGAAACAGAAUCCCCCAUUUGUAACAUAUCUAGAGAAGAACUGGAGGCUUCCUUGGAUGAAGCCACAUUGAAGACAUCAUCUAAAGACGAGCCAGACUUUUCUUCUGUGGACAACACUGCUCCAAGGAAAAUGCAAAGAGGCAAAAGUGAGACUUCCAUGGACCCCCCCGCCAACGCAGCAGCCCAAAAGGUCUUGGGUCGUUCGAUGGACAACGUCUCAAGGAGGUCAUCCAGAGAUGAGUGUCACGAGUUUCCGUUGGAGACUCACUUCUCAAAGAAGAGGUCUCUUAUAUCUACAGAUGUGAUCGGUGUGUCUCUGGACACCGGCUCCAGACAGAUGAUGAGAGAGAGCAGGGGGGAAGUCUCAUUCAACAACUCCAUGAGAGGAAGACCCAGAGAAGAAAUGGUGACGGCCAUUGGAACUCCAACGAGAAGGAUAUCCCGAGAGGAGGUGGACUUAGCCGACAGCGCUCAGAGGAGGAUGGCGAUGUCCAGAGACAAACUGACCCUUCAUCUGGACAGCAACUCUUCUCACAAGAUGCUCAGGAAGAAGAUAGAGUUCCCAGUGGAACCACCAUCCGCCGCCACGAGGAAGAUAUCGAUAGACGAACACCAUGAGAUGUGCUCUCACACUCGCAGACGAACAAACAGCGAUAAGAUUGACAGAUCCAUAGAUACUCCCACUGGGAAGAUCUACCCGGACAGGGCCCCGGAAAUCCCCAAACGGAGGAUAUCCAGGGAGGAGUAUGCAGAGUCGUCCCAAGUGGGUCACGGUCCCCAGGUUUUGGAUUGGGGUCAUUUCGGACAACCUGACCUCACCUUGUCCACGCCAUGGAAACAAACCCAGACCCCUGACCCUUAUACCUCCGACCACCUGACCGAACUGGUGUAUGACGGAAUUCUGGAGAAGUCCUGUAUCACCCCAGCAACGACCCCAGCAACAACCCCUGACCUGCCCCAGAGGAUCACGGAAGGAGGAGAGCGAGAAGGGAAUCCUCCUGUUCCGCCUCCGAGGAGUGGCCGGUCCCUAAACACGUUGCCCCCGGAGAUGAGAGGCGAGAGGCACCAAAAGGACAAAGACAAAAGCGCGAAGUCGUCCAAACUCAAGAACCUUUUUAAGAAGAGGAAAGAUCAUACCCCAGAACGGCCACAAGGGGGCCUGAACAAUCUCUGACCGUUAACUGGAAUUUAAACACUUUUUUAUGCAAAUUUUUUAACCAGGAAGUCUCUUGAGGUUAUGAAACUCUUGUUUGUUUUUUUAAAGAGAGAGAUCUGGAAAGACGUCAGCCAGGAAAAGCUGAGAGGAAACAUGAACAUUAGUCCUAUAGAUUUGAUUUUCUAAAAACCGACACGGACUGUUUGGCUGGGAUUACAUGUUUGGGAUUACAGGAUAAUGUAAUCUGGGAUUACAUGUUUGACUGGGAUUACAUGUUUGUAAUGGCUGGGAUUGACUGGGAUUACAUGUUUGUAAUGGCUGGGAUUGGCUGGGAUUACAUGUUUGAAAGAUAAAAACAUGAGCAAUAGGAUUGAUAUAUUUUUUCAAAGCCAACAAAGUGUAAUUUUUGAAACCCAGAAAAAAAUACUGUUCUGGCCGAUAAAAUGCAGAUUGCCAGACAACAUGUUAUUUUGGCAAUGGCUAGUCAAUGGGGCAGGUACCAAACUCUUGAGUUGACAUAGCAGUCUCUAAGACUGAUUAAACUCAUCCUAGACUGAAUACUCUGAAAACAGGAAGACAGUUGUUGCUAUAGUUUCGGUACUAUUUUGGUACUACAAAGCAGAAUCAGUUAACCAUCUAACUUUGAUAAAUAACCAGAAAUAACUAUUGAUUUUCUGGUUCAUUAAGAAAAGGUAAAGUUAGAUAUGUGUGUCUUUGGUUGUCUUUGGUUGUUAAAUGUAUAAAAAGCUAUUUUCAUAACGUUUAGGUAAGUUAGCUGGCUAACUCAUUGAUCAUGCUUUUGUAGUAUACCCCUCUGGCUGGAUGUCCUCAGAGGGACAAAGAGGAUGAAAGGGUGUAAGAUAACCUACGGUGCCCAAAUGUUGUCUCUGCAAGGAAGUCUUAAUAAGUAGACCAAUGAUGGGUGUCCCGUUUCAGCUUCAUUUCGAAGCAGUGUGAUCCCAUACUGUGUUUGAUCGCCUCCUAUGUUCAGAGUUGGGUGUUUAGAGCUGAGCUAUUUAUUUCUUGACUAGGGAGCAUUUCUUCAGAGCUCUUCUCCUGUACGAUAGAAGCAACUGUAGUUUAUUUGGAUUGGG
This is a messenger RNA of Salvelinus namaycush (lake trout), 3992 nucleotides long. Its product is annotated as stromal interaction molecule 2-like. Gene Ontology annotation, biological process: store-operated calcium entry; intracellular calcium ion homeostasis; activation of store-operated calcium channel activity. Gene Ontology annotation, cellular component: plasma membrane; endoplasmic reticulum. Lineage: Eukaryota; Metazoa; Chordata; Actinopteri; Salmoniformes; Salmonidae. The transcript has 11 exons. The record is from RefSeq and is a predicted model, not a curated record. Bases 199 to 2916 code for a protein of 905 amino acids. Gene Ontology annotation, molecular function: protein binding; calcium ion binding; calcium channel regulator activity.